GUUCGUUAAGUAUUUUAGCCGGCAGCAACAGCGGCAGUUGUGGCGGAGACGCAUCCGCACCCGUUGAAACCAAACCAACCAACCACCACCACCCGCCGCCGCAGCCGCCGCCGCCGACCGCCUCGACCCCCAUCCCCAUGGCGUCGGCGUCGCGGCUGCUGCCGCCCACGCCACCUCCCCACUCCGCCGCAUCCCCUCCUGCCCGCCACCGCCACCCCGCCCUCGCCGCCCCGCGCUCCCGCCGCCCGAUCAACCCGCCGCGCCUCCGGUGCCGCGCCGCCGCGGGGGCCGCAGCCACCACCACCACCACCACCGGCGGAGGCGGGGGUGGCGGCGCGCUGGUGCUGGAGGGGAGCGGCGCGGGCGCGGUGGCUGUGCGGGAGUUCGUGACGCUCGACGAGCUCCGCGCUGCCGUGCGACUCCGCAUCCGCACUUUCUACGAGUACGCCACCGACUCCUACGGGGCCGAGGAUCUCAGAAAAUCUCUGGCGGACCGGGAGUAUGACGCAUUACAGGAUCGAAUUUCUGGGAAGAUGAUCAAUUUUCAAAGAGUUUCAUGUAUAAAUGGAACAGUCCCACUGUUGCCUUCUUUGGUGUCAGCAGAGGAGCUUUGUUCUACAUGUAAGUUUGUUGAAGAUGGAGAAGAGAGAGUUGUAGUUGGUAGUUUAGACCUUAAUCAGUGUCUUUGGCUACCAGAUGAACUGACCGGAAAGAGGCCUGGGGUAAAUGAGUCCAGCCAUACAAGGGCUUAUCUGAGCAAUGUUUGUGUUGCUAAGGAGCUUCAAAGAAAUGGAUUGGGUUAUGCCCUGGUUGACAAGUCUAAGAAACUGGCUCGUGAAUGGGGUAUAACUGAUCUGUAUGUCCAUGUUGCCAUCAACAAUGAGGCAGCACAGAAGCUGUACAACAAAUGUGGAUUUGUCUAUGAGAGUGAGGAGCCUGCAUGGAAGGCUAGAUUUCUUGGCCGGCCUCGAAGGCUGCUUCUUUGGCUCGAUCUGAAGAAAGACGCUUUGUGAUUAUACGUGUAAAUGCCUUUGUUUAUAGUUACGUUCUUCCUAUAGGAUAUUAAUUAAUGUAUUUCUCUCACUGCCUGAUGCCAAAAGUUUUUAAAUAUAGUGAUCUGUCUCGCUUUCCUCCGUA
This is a messenger RNA of Oryza sativa Japonica Group (Japanese rice), 1137 nucleotides long. Its product is annotated as GCN5-related N-acetyltransferase 7, chloroplastic. NCBI's taxonomy places the organism in Eukaryota, Viridiplantae, Streptophyta, Magnoliopsida, Poales, Poaceae. Gene Ontology annotation, molecular function: acyltransferase activity, transferring groups other than amino-acyl groups. Gene Ontology annotation, cellular component: chloroplast. The record is from RefSeq and is a predicted model, not a curated record.